Acaulospora colombiana is the source of this 8814-nucleotide messenger RNA. Lineage: Eukaryota; Fungi; Glomeromycota; Glomeromycetes; Diversisporales; Acaulosporaceae. The record is from the annotation of a GenBank genome assembly.
AUGAGUGGAUCACGAAAUCGCUAUGGAAGGCGUUCUUCAUAUCAGCAUCGUCCGCAUCAAACGCCACCAUACGUUCAACAGCACUUCAACCAAGAACAUAGGGAUUCGGCAAAACUUUCUCGCGUAAACCAGCUGCUUUCUCGGAUACGCGACGAGAAUGAGUCGGUAUAUUCCAGACGGACUGCACAAGCCAAUCAGCUUGUUAACUUACUUGCAGAACAGUGUACCCCCUGGGAGAAAUCGCAGAUUUUCGAAGCGGUGACAAGAGGAUCCGAAAACUCGCAGGGCCUUGAUGUGUUGUUUGAAGAUCUUCGGGCACCAGCCACUUUUAAAACCGCCGUGGCGAAAUGUUUGGCCCAAACUGCCAUAAUUAUGAAUAAUGAAAUAAACUUGUACUUUCGUUGGGUGUUCGAUAGAUUGCAUAUGCUAGGAACAGGAUCAAAAGAGAAAGAGAGAAAGGUUUGGUUGUUGGCCUCGUUGAGAGAGAUUUUUUCUCGUAACUUUGUUAGCGUGUCCUCUCAAUAUUGUCAACCGUACAUUCCCGGUCUUCUUCACGAUUUGGAAAGCUUACUCGAUUCGAUGGAUAGCCCUGAUUGCUUUCCCGGUGUUCUCGAAGUCCUGGAUAAAAUAGCAGAGAAUUACUCGGAUGAGUUUGAAGAUCGUUUUCAAGACAUAAUUGACCUAUUGGCUGGGUGGUAUAUCGAUACACCUGGUUUAGAUUUGCACUCACAAAUUUCUGAUUCAUUCAAAAAGCUGGGUCGUUACUGGUCGCAGCAUCUAAACUUUGCAUAUGAUCUGAUGAACAACUUCUUGGUUGACAUGGGAGAACAUUCUGGUGUAACGGUAUCUCAAGAUGGACUACAUGUAGUCAAUAAAAAGAUUAAAAGCGAAGAAGAAAUUAUAGCUAACUUAAAAGCGAUGGCAGCUGCCAUUGUCCCGGUUCUGUCGCAAAAGACGGAAGAUGCGCCAGCCACCAAUGAUCAUAGCAUUCACCAUCCGUUUGAUCGUUUGCGUUUAUUCGUAAUAAAAUUCAUAUUUGCGAUUGCGGAAAUAUAUAUGGACUCCGAGUGGUUUGAAAAAGGCAAUCAGACGAUCCUGACUUUAAGUAUUCCGAGAAAGGAAUUCUUUGUUCCAAAUCAAGUUUUGGCAACCAAAUUUUGGCUGCUUCAAGUGCAAAAUGGGUUUAAUAAAGAAUGUUCGGCCUCGGUUUUUGAGGAAUGGUUUGAUUGUUUUCUUCAGUCAUCAUUAAAGGUGUUGGAUUAUCAAUCGAAGAGUCACCUCCUUGAUGUGAGGUCUGCAAUGUUAAUAUUCACUUUUGAUAUUGAGGUUCUUUCUGAAUUAGCUUGUUCGUGGAAUAAUGCCGCAGAGGAUCUCCAAAAGGUGAUUUAUAAUGCUGGAAUGAUCGCGAAAUCUUUAUUGAUGGAAGAUGUGUAUUCAACCCCUCACUCUGGGAAUUUCGGGCCACAGCACUUUCAAAUUGCGAUGAAAAAUCUUGGAAUGGAAGAGUUCUUGUCUGCUCAAGAUGAACCAGACAACCACAUUUAUGACACGAGCGAAAAGAGUCAGUGGCGAUGCCGCCUAUUCUUUUCUUGCCAGGGUAUUGAAAUGUUCGACAGGAACAGGUCGACGGAAGAGGAACGUCGAGAUCCCGGCGAUAUCUCCACGGUUACCGCAAAUUCCGACGACUUGCUCGUAUUCUGGACUGUAUGGGAAGUGGCUCGUUAUUGUGUGCUGUCCAGAUUACGGACUCCCUUCGGAGGGCCAAAGCAGACAUUCGAUGUCUUUGAAAAGAGAUUAAACGAUUUAUUAGCGCAAGAUUGGACGAUAUUUGUUGGACGCGAUAUGCCUACCAAUGUUUUAAACGACAGCCUGUCGAAUAUAUCGCAGCUUCGCGAAAUUUUAAAUAUUUUUGAUCGCCUAGAACUUCAGAUAUACAAUGCCACCGUCGGGACUUCACUUGGAAUAUUACCUCAAGCUCCCAAAGCCAGUAUCGUUUUCUUUCGGGCGAAUCGUAAAGUUUGCGAUGAUUGGUUUUCUCGAAUCAGGACGAGCAUUGUCAAAGGAGCAAUGAUUUCCGGCGAUUAUGCCUUGGCCGCUAGGCACGGUUAUCAGACCCUAGUCGAAUGUGUGGCCGCCUUAAAGCAGGGUCUGGUGAAAAAUAAAACGGCGUUUUUUGUAGACUUUGAACAAAUCGUGAUUGAUGUUGUCCAGUGCCUUCAAAAAUUAAAUGCAGCUGAUAAUAUAAUCGGCUUGUUGGCUUGGUUAAAACGUAUUUCAUCGAUUAAUGACAAACAAGAACCUUCAGUUCCUGAUUCCGAACCACCUUCAACCUCCGAAAGAGUAGAAUCAUCACCACAGACAAUUCGUACAUUGCUACAACGGGACAAGUUGAUUUCAAGUCCAGAAUAUUUCUCGUGGAUGACCGGUUCACGAUUCUUUGCAGAAUUGAAGUAUGAACUUGCGACAAAAGAAGGAAUCGAUUUCCUUGUUGAAAACGGUGCCGAGAUGCACACGUCCUAUCCACACACCAAGUUUUUACAUUCUCAAAUAAUCGAUGGUUAUUGCAAAACGGAGAAUUGGCAUUCACUAUCGAGUUGGCUAAGUUCACACGACGCAAUCGAUUUGAUUUUUGAUCCACUGUUGCAAUGGAAUACUCAUUACCUAAUGGCACUUGAAAAAUAUCAUGACGAUGAUAAGUUUAACGCAUGGGAAUUAAUCAAAGAUGCCCCAAUGAAAAUAACACAAAAUUACGUUUAUCAUCGCGGCGCAGACCUUGUCUCAUCCUUUUUCAAUUUCCGUGAGAGUCUGAGUCAAACUGCUGGCGAAUCCUCGGAUUUGGCAAAUUCAGAGCGUCAAUCCUUAUUGUCAUUUUUAAAGAAAGUAAUCGAUUCUUCGUUUCAUGUAAAUAAUAUUCCUUUAUUGGUAAAGGAAGUUGCAAUUAAAUCUGAUUCUUCAAGUAUUCAAUGCUUUCUGACAGAAUUCCUGGAUUAUGUUGCUUUUAAUCAACAAAUUUCUUUCGCCGAUACCUUUGUUGACGAUUUGGCGAUUUGGAAUUCAUUAAAUACUGCUGUUGAAAAUUUGAAUUCCAAAGAUUCGAUUGGUUUAUUGUCACCGAGUCAGCUUGAUGCGUUUAAAUUCUUUUUGGCCAAAGUAUCGAGGAAAUGCUUGGCAUUUAAUAAUGCCUUUACCAUUCUCAAUGACUGGAAGCGAGAAAUGCCUUCUGAAGUCGUAUUCGAACAUGCCAAAGCCUUGUUUGCUCAAGGGAGACGUCAAGAAGCGAUAUUACGCGCUUGUACGCUUCUAAGUGAUGAUAACUCCCGUAUCAUUGAAAACACCGUAAACCAGUCAUCAGACUCUUAUGUGCUGAAGAAGAUGGUUUGUUUGAAACUAUCAAAGUGGUUGCAAAAUCCCGAGUUGCAACUCAAUAAGGAGGUCUUAUCCAAUAUUAGAGUUACCCUUGAUGGUCCGACGACCGACGGAGGUUUGCCUGAGACCGAGAACAAUGAUGAAUCCAUCAGGCUUGGUUUAACCGAGUCAUGCCUGUCACGCGCAGUUGAUGGUGAAAGCUCUUGCGGAAAAGCCUGGUUCACGUAUGCUUCUUAUCAUUAUCAGAGGGGCAGGAAGAUGUUGGAGGAAUUGGGUAGCGGUAAAAUUUCCACAAGCGCGUUGCAUAAUCUCCGUCGCUACAUUCAAGAAAUUUUGACAAACGAUUGGAAAACAUUAAACGCCGAUGAGUCGAUUGGUUGGGACGCGAUUAUUAGAAGCGUUUUCAAAAUAUUCCUGCGCAAAUUUAGUCAUCGGUCAAAGUUUGGCCUUGGAGACUUGAACAACGAUUUUAAAGCCGUUUUACCGUGGGUUUCACAAGAUUCCGUCAACGAGAUUGCCACGGCCCUCCAAGAAAUACAAGAGAAAAUUUUUGAUUCUUAUAGAUCUUCGGUGGAUGGUUAUUUCAAAUUUCUACAGUUUGCAAAUUGCCGUAAAGAGGACACAAAGUGCGGAGAGCGUGUGCAUUACAAACGUGUUGAAGAAUCGGAUAAGACCACAGCAUGCUUGAGAUUAUUGAGGUUGCUGGUGAAACACGGAUCACAUAUAGAGGCAUCAUUUAUGGCGGGAUUUGAUAAUAUUGAUGUUCGAUCUUGGGAGAACAUCAUUCCUCAACUUUUUUCACGACUAGAUCAUCCUGAUCCUUUCGUCCAACAUUAUCUUUGUAAAUUGUUAUGCGCCAUAGCCUCCAAUUCGCCGCAGCUUGUUGUGUAUCACACUGUCGUGGCCUCAAACUCCGCUGGAACUAGCGAGCAAAACAAACAGUUGCUUCAAAAAAUUGCCGAAAGCCUAGAUAACACUAAUGGCGCUUUGAUCGCUGAAAUUCGGCAUGUCAUCCGAGAGCUGCAACAUAUAACGGUGCUAUUCGAGGAACUUUGGUUUAAUAAGAUCAGUGGAUUGCAACUUGACAUCAACAAACGAUUUCACAAAAUUGAACGCGAAUUUGAAAGGAUCAACGAUAAUCUCAAUCUUUCAUCGGACCAAAGGAUUCGGAUUAUGAAGGAGAGCUACGACGCUAUCAUGAAACCCAUCAUCUCUUCUAUCGAACGUCUAUGCAAUAAAACUGUUGCGGUUGCGUCGACUCCACAUGAAAAAUGGUUCCUUGAUAAUUUCGGUAAUCGCAUUCAUGAUGCGCUUGAACUCUUGCGGACUCCACGUUCCCCAGAGACAUACAAAGAGGGUUGGGAGAUAUUGCGCAUGGUCCACAAACAUCUGACUAAGGAAUUACAAUCAAGUCGAUCUUUGAAGUUGGCGGACAUAAGCCCAUUCUUGAGUGAGAUAAACUCUUCCCAGAUAGCCAUGCCUGGCCUUCCAUCUCACCACGACUCGGUGUACAUCCAAUCAUUUGACGAAGCUGUUGUCAUACUGCCUACCAAAACCAAGCCUAAAAAGUUGAUUCUUCGUGGCUCGGAUGGAAAACAAUACGGAUACCUUUUUAAGGGAUUGGAAGAUCUUCACCUGGAUGAGAGAAUAAUGCAGUUGCUGCAAAUUACAAAUGACUUGUUCAGGCGAGAGAAACAAUCGCGCCAGCGUAAUCUGCGAGCACGGAAUUACGCCGUCAUCCCUUUGGGAGAUCAUUCGGGGAUGAUCCAGUGGGUCGAAAAUGCUACGCAAAUGUUUUUGCUUUAUAAAAAGUGGCAGCAUCGUGAACAUUUCGCCACGAUAUUGCAAAACAACAACGAACCAUCCACCACACCGCAACGACCUAGCGACAUGUUUUUCGAAAAAAUCGGAAAGGCUCUGAAAAAGGAAGGAUGGGCACCUACAACUUCAAGGCGUAAUUGGCCCCACAUCGUUUUGAGGUCCGUGUUCCUUGAAUUGUUAUCGGAAACUCCACGUGAUCUAUUGGAAAAGGAAAUUUGGUCCUCAUGCGCGAGUCCGACGGAUUGGUGGAAAAAGUCGACAUCACUAUCGCGGUCCUUGGCUGUCAUGUCAGUAAUAGGAUAUGUUAUUGGACUGGGGGAUCGACAUUUGGAUAACAUGAUGAUAGAUUUCGAUCUUGGGGAAGUCGUUCACAUUGAUUACAAUAUCUGCUUUGAAAAGGGAAAAAAGCUUAAAGUUCCUGAAACUGUACCUUUCCGUCUUACGCAAAAUAUUGAGGCGGCCCUUGGCGUUACAGGAGUCGAGGGUGUCUUUCGGAUUGCCUGUGAAAUCGUUCUUGGUGUAUUGAGGAAAAAUAAAGAAAUAUUGACCACAUUAUUAGAAGCAUUUGUCUAUGACCCUCUAGUAGAUUGGCAUCAGGAUUCAUUCGAAGAUCGAAACAAGCAAAUGAUGGAGGUUGAAGAGAACCUGGGAUUAUUGACUUCAAGAAUUGCCGAAUUAAGAGCCCCUAUUGAAAAAAAUCAAGAACGACUUUCAAAUUUAUUGUCAGAGUUUACGUCAGCUUUCGAGCACACCUGGGAGCACCAAGUUAAAAUACGUAAUCAGCAAACCGAAGCGUCAGAUCAAGCGGGUUCUAGUAGUGGUGCUGAUAAUCUGAAGUCGGUCGGUAUUCAAAAUGAUGUGGAAUUGGAAAAUCUUAAAUCUGCUCUUUCCCAGAGAGCCAGUGAAUGUGCACUGUGGCAUGCUCAACACGAGAAAACAAUACAAUCUAUCCAGGGACCAAUACUUCAGGUCAUAUACAACGAAGUUUUUUCCUCGAGCUCCCAGAUCGGGGUGUCCAUUUUUACCCCUUACCUACAGAUCCUUGCAGCAAAUGAAUUUAUCAUUCAACGGUGUGGCAAAGUCGAUCAGGAUCUUAUGGGAUGGAUGAAUGAGCGGAACGCAGCCUUCAAAAGUUGUCUCGAACGUUUACAGUUUUAUCGUACUCUAAUUAUUCCUAUAGCUCAGGUAUUACUGGCACAAGAUUACUAUGCGAAGUGGCCACCUGUUUUAGUUACACUGUUGGAAUCUUCGCUCUCUGUCCAAGACUUUCAAGCCAUAAAUCGAACUUCAAGUUUAUCAAAUGCAUUUAGCAGCGAAUUUAAUUUAACUCGAGAAAAUCUCAGGAUAUCUUCUGCGUCCAUCCUUCAAGAAAGCGCCUCUUUGUCGGAAGCCUUAAAUGUUACCGCAACGAACACUAUAAUGAGUGACACUACUUUGCACCUUAUGCUCAGUAAUAUUCUUAGUGAAAUUGGAUCACGGGGUUUGAACGCGCAAUAUCUUUAUUCAACAAGCAUACUGUUGUCGUUGUCGGAACUUAACCAGAGUCUUCAAAAGUCCGAUAACUUGUCGGAGAUAUACGCUAAAAUUGGAUUUGAUGCGGACUUCCAAUUUGCCAUCAGAGGAGCAUUGUCCAACGAAAUUUUGGAUAAGGCAUCUUUUUUGACAUUCGUGGGAGCCUCUUUCUCCUUGUAUUAUCAUAUUAACAUGGCGAAUAUGCAGAUUAUGAAUGAUGAAGUUCUUCAUAAGAUUACCGCGAUAACGACUGAGCUUUCACAAGCGAUUCGCAUAAUACUCAGCUUGCAGCACCAUUUCGAGAACAUAGUUCUCCCAAAGAUAUUUCUACUGAUUCACAGUUAUCCUCCUCCUGCAAAUCAUUUCAUAUCUUCCUUACGCGAGUUAUCUGCGAAAACUUAUAAUUAUUGGAGCACGAAACAUCCGGAAGCUCAGUCUAUAGCUGAAUCUAUGAAUCACUCAUUCACGCAAAUUCGUGAAGCCAUUUAUAACGAGACUUCUUCGCAAGGAGUUUCUUUGAUUGUGAAUGAAUUUGACGAGUUGUUUAGGGAGUUGAAAGAUACAAUUCUCAAAAUACAGCUUGUUUACGAUGUUUCCGUCAGUCGAUUAGAAUCGCUAGUCAAAAUUUCCGUUGGAAACAAUACCUGCGAAGAUAUCUCUUCCCUUGUCUCCAGCAUGAUUGGAAGGGGACUUUUUACUGAUGCCGAGAUGCAAGUUCAAAAGCUUAAUGUACAAAACUAUUGUUUACAAGGAAGUAAAAUGAAUUAUGUAGCGAUGGUCAAUUUGCGUAAAGCUCAGGUUGAGAUGGAUUUGCAACAUCGUCAAAUGGAGAUAAUAAGUUUCGAAUGGAUAAAUGAGCCAUUGAUUGGAGAGAGCAGUUUAAUUCGACGUCAGUUUUUGCAAAACUUGACGCACGACGUCAAUCGAUUCGCCAUACUAGAAAAACUUCUUCAAGAAUUAUCGGUGCAAUAUAGAACAAUCGAAAAUGAGGUGGCCGAAUAUUUGUCAAACGUUUUGAUCGCCGAGAAUCCUGAAAUUUUGCAUUCUUUCAGCGAAGCAGUUAAUAAUCAACAAAUAAUAAAACAUGUUGUGAGUUUGUGCAACUCCAUAUUGCACCUUGAAACAUUCCGUACGGCAACUGACAAAACCUCUGCAAUGGAUGUUGACACUCUUCAUCUGGUUAAAAAACUCGAAACGGCAGUUUUAGGACGCUCCGAAAUUUCUCAAGAAAAUUCACAGUUGGACAUUAGUCAACAACUAGCAAAUUUGAAGAUCGAUCAGUCUUUGGAAUUGGACCAGCCGCGAAAUCUUGAGAUUAUCGCUAAAGAUUUUUAUAAUACAGUUGAUGAAAUUCGCGGUUUCAUCAUCGACUUGAUUCCGUUAAUUGAACCUAUCUCCAAUGCUGAAAUAGAUGCCGAAGACAGCGGAAAAGAUGCGCGAUCACGAGCAAAGGAAUUUUUGCGCGAAUGGUCUAAUCUUGACUCCGAAAUUGAUAACGUGAUAAACGGUUCCAUUACCGUUAUCGACGAGCGUCUCAAGUACAGCAAUGAGACUUCGGAUUCGGAGUCUGCAUCAAUUUUAGAAAAUCUUCGACUAAAAAACGAACAAGCCAUAUCUCUACUUGCCCAAACGAUGUCAAGAAUAUUUGAUAAUCUUUCCUCUCUAGGUGAGGUGCUCAAUACAUCUAAUCGACAGGAUCUACAGCAGAAAAUUUUACCUCUCGAGGGUGGUGAUUAUAAAACUUUGAAUAUACCUGGAGAAUCUGUUCAAAGUAAAUCCGGUUUAGAUUAUAAGCCAGCAAGUCCUAUUGAAACGGAUGGUCCUAAAGAAAAAGUCGAAAUUAAUAUCAUGGAAGAGGAUGAUCAAAAUGAUAUAUACAGCAAUCCCAUAAACUCUCAAAAGGAAGAACAGGCGAAUGUAGCUACCAAUUUUAUCAGAAGAAAUUCAUUUUUAACUAAUGUAGAAGACGCAGUAGAAGCUUGGGACGCGACCAUGCAACAAGGAAUUACAGCGCAAACGCGAAAUGCGUUUGCAGUUGGAAUAAUUCGUCGAAUAAAGGCCAAGCUUGAAGGCAAAGACUUUGAUUCUACAACUAAAAUGACUGUAACUGAGCAA